This is a messenger RNA of Carica papaya (papaya), 598 nucleotides long. Its product is annotated as S1FA-like DNA-binding protein. Gene Ontology annotation, biological process: regulation of DNA-templated transcription. The record is from RefSeq and is a predicted model, not a curated record. Gene Ontology annotation, molecular function: DNA binding. Lineage: Eukaryota; Viridiplantae; Streptophyta; Magnoliopsida; Brassicales; Caricaceae. Gene Ontology annotation, cellular component: nucleus.
UCUCUCUCUACCUGUGCAUCAGGUACAGAUCUCUCUUUUCUCGAAUCUUCAGGGUCCUAUUCGUACCGUGCGGAGCUCGUCGGCCAAUUUUGGGUCACAUUCAUGGAGGAAGAGUUCGUUGAUUUCUCCGACAGGGUCCCUCCCAACAUCAAUCGCGUGAAAAUAAAUGAUGCUGAAAUUAAAGGGUUCAACCCUGGGUUGAUCGUGCUGCUGGUUGUUGGAGGACUACUUUUGACAUUCCUAAUUGGCAACUAUGUACUCUACACAUAUGCACAGAAGACCCUGCCUCCAAAGAAGAAGAAGCCGAUCUCGAAGAAGAAGAUGAAGAAGGAAAAGCUGAAGCAAGGCAUCUCUGCACCGGGAGAAUAGGGAUACUAAGUCCUGAUUCUCUUGUUGAUCAUGUGCAUGUGGAAAUGUUACUGUUGAAAACUUUACUUUGUGUUUAAACACUCAAGAGUUGUCCAGUUAAGUUUGACUUUUAAAGUAGAAAGUAAAACCCUACAUUUGGGUAGACUAGGGGUUAUAAAAAGGUUGCUUUGUGUUUUGAUCAAACGGAGUUUUGCUUCUUUUAGCUGAAAGAUGCACCUGGUUUCUUAAA